Molecule: messenger RNA, 608 nt
Organism: Anopheles cruzii
Lineage: Eukaryota; Metazoa; Arthropoda; Insecta; Diptera; Culicidae
Product: larval cuticle protein A2B-like
Exons: 3
Coding region: 25-576 (183 amino acids)
Cellular component (GO): extracellular matrix
Source: RefSeq, a predicted model, not a curated record
ACAACGGAACGUCUGUAUCGUACAAUGGCAUUCAAAUUCGCCGUCUUCGCCACCAUUGUGGCCGUGGCCAACGCCGUCGCCAUCGGAUACCCAGCGCCGCUCGGUGCCGUCCAUGCUCCGUACGGAGCAGCCUACCACGCACCUUUGGGAGCUUACCACGCUCCGUUGGGAGCCGUCCACGCUCCGUACGGAGGUUACCACGCACCUCUGGGAGCUUACCCGGCUGUGGCCAAGGUUGCCGCUCCUCUGGGUGUCGCUAAGGUUGUCGCCGACUACGACGCGAACCCGCAGUACAGCUUCAGCUACCACAUUGCCGAUGCUGUGACCGGAGACAACAAGGAACAGCAGGAGUCGCGCUCGGGAGAUGUCGUCACUGGGCACUACUCUCUGGUCGAGCCCGAUGGCACCCGUCGUGUCGUUGAGUACACCGCCGAUCCCGUCAACGGAUUCAACGCCGUGGUCAACCGUCAGCCUCUGGCCGUAAAGGCUGUGGCUCCGGUUGCUGCCUAUCCCGCCCUUGCCAAGGUCGCCGCUCCGUACGGAUACCCCGCGUACGGCAAAGCCAUCCUCGGUUAAGCUGGGUUAAACGGAACUCGUCCUCAGAUACG